AUUCGUAUUUCCGACUGACGGCCGAAUCCACCUCUUGUCCUCCCACAACACCCCUCUAUCGAAUCCAUUAACGCUGUCCGGGUGGGGUCCAAGAGGCCACCACAAUGGCUUCCUUGAAGCAGUUCAUCCGAAAUGUGCGCGCUGCAAAGACAAUUGCCGACGAGCGUGCCGUCGUGCAAAAAGAGAGUGCGGCGAUCCGCGCGAGCUUUAGGGAGGAAAGCCACGACUCCAACGUGAGGAGGAACAAUGUCGCCAAGCUACUGUAUCUCUUCACGCUGGGUGAGAGGACACACUUUGGCCAGAUUGAAUGUCUGAAGCUGCUGGCCUCUCCGCGCUUCGCCGACAAGCGCUUGGGAUACCUGGGGACCAUGUUGCUGCUGGACGAGAACCAGGAAGUCUUGACGCUGGUGACCAACUCGCUCAAGAACGACCUGAACCACCCCAACCAAUACAUCGUCGGUCUCGCCCUCUGCACUCUCGGCAACAUCGCCUCCGUCGAAAUGGCUCGAGACUUAUUCCCCGAAGUCGAAACGAUAAUAUCGAGUGCAAACCCGUACAUACGCCGCAAAGCCGCAAUCUGCGCCAUGAGGAUAUGUCGUAAAGUGCCCGACUUGCAGGAGCAUUUCCUGGAAAAGGCCAAGUUGCUACUACAGGAUCGAAACCACGGCGUCUUGCUGUGUGGCGUCACCCUAGUGGAAAACCUCUGUGAGGCUGACGAAGCCGAGGAUGACGAGAACGGCGUCAGGGACAUCUUCAGACCCACGGUCCCCAGCCUGGUCAAGAUACUCAAGGGGCUCUCCUCGUCUGGCUACGCGCCCGAGCACGAUGUGACGGGCAUUACAGAUCCAUUCCUGCAGUGCAAGCUACUCCAGCUGCUACGAGUCCUAGCCCGCGGUGACGCACACGUCAGCGAACAAAUCAACGACAUCCUGGCCCAGGUCGCAACCAACACGGAUUCGUCCAAGAACGUUGGCAACUCCAUCUUAUACGAGGCAGUACUCACCAUCCUCGAUAUCGAGGCGGAUUCCGGACUUCGCGUACUCGGUGUGAAUAUUCUGGGAAAGUUCUUGUCCAACCGCGACAACAACAUCAGAUAUGUUGCCCUCAACACUCUCAUCAAAGUUGUCGCAGUCGAACCCAACGCUGUACAAAGACAUCGCAACACUAUCUUGGAUUGUUUGCGUGAUCCCGAUAUCAGUAUCAGACGGCGAGCGCUCGACCUCAGCUUCACUCUGAUCAACGAGAGCAAUGUGCGAGUGUUGAUAAGAGAGCUGCUCGCUUUCUUGGAAGUUGCCGACAAUGAGUUCAAGCCUGUCAUGACCUCUCAGAUCGGAAUCGCGGCGGACCGCUUCGCACCGAACAAGAGAUGGCACGUCGAUACCAUGCUGCGUGUUCUGAAACUCGCUGGAAACUACGUCAAAGAGCAGAUCUUGUCAUCCUUUGUGCGACUAAUCGCCACUACACCGGACCUCCAAACCUACUCCGUACAGAAGUUAUAUGCCGCUCUCAAAGAAGACAUCACACAAGAAGGUCUUACCCUGGCUGGUUCCUGGGUUAUCGGAGAGUACGGCGAUGCGCUACUAAGAGGUGGUCAAUACGAAGAGGAGGAACUUGUAAAGGAAGUCAAGGAGAGCGACAUCGUCGAUCUUUUUGAGACCAUAUUGGGUAGCAGUUAUGCUGGUCUCAUCGUCCAACAGUACAUUGUUACAGCUUCUAUGAAACUGACAACACGUUUGAGCGACCCUGCUCAAAUUGAACGACUACGGCGGUUAUUACAACGGUAUUCCGCAAACCUCGAUGUUGAGAUCCAACAGCGUGCGGCUGAGUACGGAAACCUGUUUGGUCAUGACCAGAUCAGGAGGGGUGUUCUGGAGAAGAUGCCACCCCCUGAAAUUCGUGAAGAGUCACGAGUUUUGGGAGAAGCAACCAAGAAACGGCAGUCGAAGAUCGCCAAGAAGAAGCCUGCGCAAGCGGCAACCGAAGACUUGCUACUGGAUCUGAUGGGCGACGCAGGCCCGUCGAACAGCAUGAAUGGAGCAGCCAACGGAACUCAACAGAGUCAAGAUUUGCUUGCAGAUAUCAUGGGCGGAUCUUCGUCACCGCCUCAGACCUCAUCUCCAGCACCACAAUCAAACGUAGCGAACAUCAUGGACCUCUUCAACUCUGGACCUAGCACCUCUCCAGCCCCAGCACAGCCGCGCGCGCCACCACAAGGAAAUUCAAUGGACCUUCUCGGUGGUCUCGGUGGCAUGUCGUCGCCACCACCACAAGCUUCAACGCCUGCAGUGGCUUCUGGUCCACCUGCGCAUCCAGCAUACAACAAGAAUGAUUUACAGAUCACGUUCCAGCUUAAGCGUGACGCCAACGCUGUGCAACUCCUCGCACGCUUCCGCAAUACUGGAAGCUUCGGUCAGCUAUCAGGUGUGAAUCUACAGGCUGCCGUUCCGAAAAGCCAAAAGCUGCAGUUGCAACCUAUCAGCAGUAGCGAGUUGGAGGGAGGCCAAGAUGCGACCCAGCAAAUGAGGGUCACAGCUGUUAAUGGGCCACCACCAGCAAGACUAAAGCUCCGACUCAAGAUCAGUUACUCGGCAGGUGGUGGUGCUCCGGUAACAGAGCAGGUCGAUUGGGCCGAGCCGACAUGAUUGCACAGCACAUAUUGGUAGUAGCGUCUUCAAGUAGCGAGCAGCAUAGAGCAAAUGACAUACCCAGGCGAUCAUGACAUGCACAC
This is a messenger RNA of Alternaria alternata, 2728 nucleotides long. RefSeq names its product AP-1 complex subunit gamma-1. Gene Ontology annotation, biological process: receptor-mediated endocytosis; intracellular protein transport; Golgi to vacuole transport. Gene Ontology annotation, molecular function: clathrin-cargo adaptor activity. Gene Ontology annotation, cellular component: membrane coat; Golgi apparatus; AP-1 adaptor complex. The coding region runs from base 105 to 2642 and encodes 845 amino acids. The transcript has 5 exons. The record is from RefSeq and is a predicted model, not a curated record. NCBI's taxonomy places the organism in Eukaryota, Fungi, Ascomycota, Dothideomycetes, Pleosporales, Pleosporaceae.